This is a messenger RNA of Cyprinodon variegatus (sheepshead minnow), 6699 nucleotides long. It is a transcript of the gene lmtka, whose product is annotated as serine/threonine-protein kinase LMTK1-like. The transcript is spliced from 14 exons. The record is from RefSeq and is a predicted model, not a curated record. Gene Ontology annotation, biological process: peptidyl-tyrosine autophosphorylation; brain development. Gene Ontology annotation, molecular function: ATP binding; protein tyrosine kinase activity. NCBI's taxonomy places the organism in Eukaryota, Metazoa, Chordata, Actinopteri, Cyprinodontiformes, Cyprinodontidae. The coding region runs from base 370 to 5070 and encodes 1566 amino acids.
GAGAUCCAACUGAAUCUUCGGGAAAAAUUUGAAUUUUUACCCAGGAAUUUUUUUUUUUUUUUUUAAACAGCGUGGCAUGGUUUCACCUGGCAACUGACUACGUGCCCUGAAUGAAGAGGAUGCGUUAAACUGGAUGUUGUUGUUAAAGACAUAGCUGUGAUUAAAAACAAUGACAACCGCUGUCAACACCUGUCUCCGAACGUGAAGAGGGUUCCUCUCUCUGUGAGGUACAAAGGAAGAAAAAUGCGACGUUUUAGAGCUUCUGCUUCGGGUCAUUUGAAUCUCCAAAGCCCCUGAGUCAGGAAUUUAUCCUUCACCCCCCCUCCUUUCAGAUAUAGACUUGUUGUCUUCUGCAGCGCAGCGAGGAGGAUGCUGUUUGCCCUUCAUGUGAUUGUCAUGUCUUCGGCUUUUUUCAAUCCCAGCUUCGCCUUCAGCUCCCACUUUGAUGCAGAUGGGACGCCACUGAGUGAGCUGUCCUGGCCCUCUUCUUUAGCAGUCGUAGCCAUCUCCUUCUCUGGUCUCUUCACGUUUGUCUUCCUCAUGUUGGCCUGCCUUUGCUGCAAGAAGGGAGACAUUGGCUUCAAGGAAUUUGAAAACACAGAGGGAGAAGAGUACCAGGCAGACCUCUCCGCUCUGGCCUCGCCUUCCUCUCAGAAUGGGCCUGAGGUUUACAUCCUUCCCCUCACCGAGGUCUCCCUCCCCGUCUCAAAACAGCCUGGAAGAUCAAUACAGCUGUUGAAAUCGUCUGACAUUGGCCGCCACAGUCUGCUGUAUCUGAAAGAGAUCGGACAUGGCUGGUUUGGAAAAGUUCUGUUGGGGGAGGUCUCUGCAGGCGUCAGCACCACCCAGGUAGUGGUGAAGGAGCUGAAGGCCAGUUCAAGCGUUCAGGAUCAGAUCCAAUUCCUGGAAGAGGCUCAGCCAUAUAGAAGCCUUCAGCACCCUGCCCUCCUGCAGUGCCUGGCACAGUGUUCUGAGGUCACUCCCUAUCUGCUGGUCAUGGAGUUUUGUCCUUUGGGGGAUCUUAAGAAUUACCUCAGCAGCUGUCGGGCGACUGACUCUGAGACUCUAGACGCCUUGAUUCUCCAGAGAAUGGCUUGCGACAUCGCUUCAGGGCUUGUUCACCUUCACAAAUAUAAUUUUAUCCACAGUGAUCUGGCCCUGCGAAACUGCCUUCUUACUUCAGAAAUGUCUGUCAAGAUCGGCGACUACGGGCUGUCUCACAGCCAAUAUAAGGAUGACUACUUCAUCACACAAGACCAGAUUUGGGUUCCUCUGCGCUGGAUCGCACCGGAACUCAUAGAUGAGGUCCAUGGAAACCUGCUGGUUGUUGAUCAAACCAAAAGCAGCAACAUAUGGUCUUUGGGUGUGACUUUAUGGGAGCUUUAUGAGCUGGGAAACCAACCAUACAGACAAUAUUCUGACAGACAAGUGUUGACAUAUGCUGUAAAGGAGCAGCAGCUUAAACUACCCAAACCCCACCUGCAGUUCCCCCUGGAUGACCGCUGGUAUGAAGUUAUGCAGUUCUGCUGGCUACAGCCAGAGCUAAGGCCAAGCAGUGAGGAAGUCCACCUUCUGGUCACCUACUUGUGUGCUAAAGGCUCAAGUGAAGCUGAGGAAGACUUUGAGCAACGCUGGAAUGCCUUGAAACCCAAUUUGCUUGGCAGCACAUCGCACACAGCUGCGUCCACAUCCUUGGUUUUCACUCCCACCCGUGCUGACAUCCACAGCGCAGACCUAACUCAGACAAUGGAGCUGGCCUCCUCCGCUUCAUCCUCCUUUCCCCUCCUGGAGCACUUUUCUGACGGCUUUCACUCUGACACAGGGGAUGACCUCCUGACCGUCACCGAGACAAGCCAUGGUCUAAACUUUGAGUACAAGUGGGAGCCAGCCAGAGCUGAACAGCCCUAUUGUUCCUCCUCCACUAGUGGACAACUAGGCCAGGAGAACCCACACUACCAAGAUAUUUAUUAUUCUAACACAGGAAGUACCUCAAUGGGCUGCAAGACUGACAUUCUGAUGUCAAGCAAGUCCUCAUCCUAUUAUGAAUCUGAGCACACUAGUGUUGUCCCAGUGCUGAGUGCCCACAGCCCCUCUAUUAGCAAUGAGUACUACAUUCGCAUUGAAGAACCUGUCCAGUGCAACCUCAAAUUUGAUGAUGACACUGGGGACUACAGUUCAGAAAUGGAACUUGCUAACAGAGAGUUGCCAUCUGAGAAUCAAUCCAGCUCUUACUGGUCCACCACGAACAACGUGAAAUCAAAUGAUUCGAGUCCAAACAUUCAGCUACAAACACAUCCACUACUGAGCCCCUCAUCUAAUGGCAGUCUAGUAAAAUCAGGUUGUUCUUACAAUUCAGUUCCACCCUAUAGCAUUAAUAAUAAUGCAGUCUCCUCUGACGAAUCGCUGGAACCUGAGCUACAGAGGCCAUCCUCUCCCUCUAUACUUGAAAAGUCACAAGAGAUUCAAACAAACCCUCCUCAUAUGGGCGGUCUGUUAGAAAACCCAUGCAGUUUGUCACAGGCUGUCAGCAGCCCCAGUUUAGGAUUCUGCGAUCCUUACCUUGAACAGCACACAGGUCAUAGCACAGUCAACGAAAGCUGCCAUAAUAUGUUGGGCCCCCUGAAAAAAACACUACCUAUUGUAAACCACGUUGGCAACGAUGUAGGAGACAAUGAUGACCUACAGUUCAGUCGGUGGAAAAGUAGAGAAGUUGAGGACAAAACCAACUGGAUCUCAAACCAUUCGGCAAACAAUAACAGUACUGACAGCAGGCAUACAGGGAGUGGGAAUGACAAUUGCAUAACUCUUCAUUCAGAUGCAACAGAUGCAUGGGCUUUAACCAAAGCCACCACAAGAACCUUCCAAAGCUUUAAGCCUUGUGGCACCUUGGGGGUCAGUGACGAAAGCCCUGAAUGGAGUGCAUCUUGCAUUUCUGUUGGGUUAGACUCAUAUAUUCAGAUAUGCCACAAAGAAUCAGCUCAAGAAAAACCUGCAAGUUUGGAUAAUUUUCAAAGCAACAAUGCUCUCACCAGCUCCAGCAAGACAACAAGCUGUGCAAAGGAUGGAGAAAUAGAACCUCAGACUGACCAAACAAGAACCUUGUCUGAUAUGCAGCAAGGCAACACCUGGGAGGGAGUUUCAGCUGGAAAAUCCAUUAGUCUUAGUGACUUAAUGUUGAGUUAUGCAGAUUCAUCCAAAAGUAGCAGGAGCCAGCAGCCUGCAGUAGAUGUUAGGGACCCCAGCAGCUGCCUGGUUGAUCUUGGUGACUACAGUGAGGAUGAAGAAGAUGACAUGAAUGAUAUUACAUCUGGGAUCUUUGCUGACUUCAACCUUGAUCUUAGUGAGGUUGAGGAGGAAGACAUCAGCCCCAAAAAGAUUUCAGAGGGGAAUACAGACACUUUGGGUGCCAUUAAUGUGCUUUCAUCUGUAGCAAGCUCCUGUGACCAGGCCUUUAGUCCCGAUCCUUACAACACACCCAUACUGCCCAAAUCUCUGGAUAGUGGCUAUGACACAGAAAACAAUGAAUCCCCAGAGUUUAUGUUCAAAGAGCUUGGAGAUGCACUAGAUUGUGAAAGUUGCCCAAGGCUAGGUGGAGAAUCUGAAAUUGGUCUUCAUGUCGGUUUAGGGCAGAGUAUCUGCACUUCAAUAGUCACCUCAGAGCCACAUGUGAAGAGUCUUGUUGAUAACAAUCCAUACAGGGACUCUGCGUAUUUCUCUGACUUUGAUGUAGAAAGUGAGAGGAGUCCCAAAGACAAAGAUGCAAGGAGAAGUUUCUUUGCAGCUCCAGGAAAACCUUACACUCCAAGCUCUGCAGGAGACCAUACUCUUGAAAACAAUCUAAAAAAUCUGAGACAUCUCAAAAGUUGCAUUUCGGUAAAUCCCUCAGAAGCCAAAUUAUAUUUAACACAAAAUAUCCAAACCCCUGAGUUGUCCAUGCUGUCGCCAUUUCCUCCACAGAUGGGUGGGUGUCUCACCAAAGAAUCUGCUCCUGCUGAUGAUGAUCUGGGGUUAAACACAGAGCAUUCGGGGGAUGAUCCUGCAUCUGAGUUCAACUCCCUCCAUGGGUCAGAACCUUCCUCCUCUGUCAUAGAAGCCUCUGCAAACCAUGGAGAGGGUAGCACAGAAGCAGGGAGCAGCUCAUCUAUCAAUUCAUUAGUCUCUGGUUGCUCCAUAAAUGAAUGCAGAGAUAAUCCAUGUGAAGAAAAUGAAAACGUGGAGGAAUCCACUGAGGAGGAAGAGGUGCCAAAACAGAUUAAUGUCAUUGAGAAGGAAGAGCAUCAAAGAGAGGGUGGGAGAAUUAACGAAGAGGAGUUUGAGGACAUUGAUGCAGAGGACUGUGAAAGUUUAUGUGAGGAAUCUAACAGCCCUCAUGAUCUUUCCACCUCCUCAUCAUUAUUGGAGCUUUGUGGAGAAGAGGUGAGAGCUCCUCUGGAAGAGGCUGAGGAUGAAGAUGACUCCGAUGACAGCGAGUCUGAUGAAGAGCUGAGAACCUACAACAUCCAAGGUGAAGACAGCGAGGAGAGUGAGGAAGAUUUCACCUCAGUGCCGGUGGUAGUAAGUGAAAGCAGCAAGGUGAAACACCUCCGCAGCCUCCUGAAGAUGCCUUCCCUGCUGACCCAAUCCUUCUGUGACGAGUUGGAGAGAAAGAAAAAAGCUGUUUCCUUUUUUGAUGAUGUCACAGUAUUCCUUUUUGACCAGGAGAGCCCCACCGGAGAACUUGCGGACUGUUCAUUUUCCACUGGAGAACAGCCCAUUGAGCAGGAAACAUCAAAUUUAGAUCUUAAAGGUUGUGAUACUCACUGUUUUUCUACAGAAACAGAUGGAAACAGCUCAGCACAGGAUGGUAAUAACAGAUGGGAAGAUGAGCAGUCAGUGGACACCUCCUCAUCCUCUCCUCAUAUCCCCGAUCCUGUGUCCUCACACUCCUCUGUCACAGAUACAGUUGAAGUUCCCAAACCAGCUGUGAUUCCUCUGAACCGUUUCAUGGUCUCUCGGUUCUCCAUCACACAUGUGUCUGACUCCCAUUCAGGCACAACAACAGGGAGCAAUGAAGAUAACCCAAGCAACUGAAUCUUGCAGGAAAGACCAGAAGAAGAGAAGCAGAGAAGCAUUAUUAUAUAUUAAAGAUGAUUUACAGAGUUUAUUUUGUAGUAUUUGGGAUAUCUGAAUAUGAGACACUCUAUGAGAUGGUGGCUCAUAUUGUGGUUGAAAACCUAAUUGAUUUGCACAAACUUUACUUCUUGACAUAUGUGCAAUAGCAGUAGGAAUGGAAUUUUGAUUGCAGAUAAAAUUUAUAUGUUUGAAGGGGAAAAAAUAAUUUUAUUAGCUUAAAUAUUUUGCUUAAUGAAUGCUGGCAAUCCUUAUGGUAACAGAUUUUUCUUUUUAAUGCGCAAGACAAAAAUGGGAAAAUAAGAACAGGCUUCAUUGUCAUUUCUCCCAUUGGCUGCCUUAUUACUUACGCUUUGAAACUAGUUCUGGCAACUUUAGGACUGUUACAGAAUUCAUAAGAAGAAAAUGACUUGAAAAUUGUUCCAUUAAAGGUCAAGGGGAAAUAAAUUCUGUAUCAUUUUCCAUAUUGAGCUGAUUAUGGCACUUCUGUACAAAAACUUACAGAUGUAGGCCAGUUCCAGAAUCACCAUCACUAGACACUUUUGAUUAUUUAGCACUUUGUGUAGCCUUAGUUGCUCUCCAAUUUAUUGUACUAGAAUAAAUUAGCUGAACACAAGUCAUUGUCAUUCAUAGUACAAGGUUUGUUUAAAUCUAAACUUUUUUUUUAGAAAAAAAUCAGACUAAGAUGUUUUUCCACAAAACUGUGUGGUGUCACCGUAAACAUCUCAGUCAUAAAGGUGGAAUGUCACUUCUCAUGUUAAAAUAUAUUUUCUAAGAAAAAAAAAAAAAGAAAAAAAAAGAGACACAUGAUAUUGCAGUUUUGGUGAAUGUCUACUCCUGAGGUGAAACCAAGACAUUCAGAAAAGGACAUUCUGGUAUAUUAUAUGAAUAUUAUAUCAACAUGUAGCAGGUAGCUUGAGUAGAAUUAUUACUGCUGUAUUCACUGUUGUAUUCCCUCCUCUGUGCAUCCUUCUGUAGAUCCAAGUUUCAAUGCCCCCCACCCACCCACUUUGCCUUUUAAGUUGUGCAAGAUUGAAAAACUGUUGCCAGUAUUUUUGUACACGGAUUUAAAAAAACAAUGCAUCUAGGAUGAAAGUUUAUUGAAUUUGCCAAAGAAAAACUGCAAAGCCUGUUGGCUUUUAAAUGGUGGAUGCCUUUGGGGAAGACGAGGUUGCUCUAUGCACCAGAAGUGACAUUGUUGCUGUUUCCAUUUAUUCCUCAUUCAUUGCUGUUGUACUAUCCACGCCCUUCAAAAACCUGAAUAAAUUCAAGUACUUUUUUUCCCCCUCUUGCAUCUGUGGUAUAUUAAAUCAAGUUUACAUCUGCUUUUUUCUGUUUGAAACAAGUAGUAAAAAGUGGGGGUUAAAAACAAAGAUGGAAAUAAGACAACUGCGCAAGUUUAAAUUUAUUUGAUACGUUUAAUUUAAAUGCAUUUCUUUAAAGAAUGGAUACAGUACAAACAGAAACAGAAGGGAGAAAUAAAGACAAGGGCAGCCAUGUUUAAUUCAGUUUUGUACAAAACAAAUAGAUAUUAAAUUGUGACAUAAGUGUGAUCACAUCAGGUUAAGGACUAGUUAAAAAAAAAAAAAA